Molecule: messenger RNA, 421 nt
Organism: Elephantulus edwardii (Cape elephant shrew)
Lineage: Eukaryota; Metazoa; Chordata; Mammalia; Macroscelidea; Macroscelididae
Gene: S100A16
Product: S100 calcium binding protein A16
Exons: 3
Coding region: 110-421 (103 amino acids)
Cellular component (GO): perinuclear region of cytoplasm; nucleus
Molecular function (GO): calcium ion binding
Source: RefSeq, a predicted model, not a curated record
GCUGGCCUGAACGGGAGCUGCUUGGCAGUGCCAGAGCCCAGGCCCCAGCGACCUACUGGACAGGAGGUGGACUGAGGAGGCAGGCCCCCAGAGGUGGAGAGGUGCUGAGAUGGCAGACAACUACACGGAGCUGGAGAAGGCAGUCGUGGUUCUAGUGGAAAACUUCUACAAGUAUGUGUCGAAGCACAGCCUGGUCAAGAACAAGAUCAGCAAGAGCAGUUUCCGUAAGAUGCUGCAGAAAGAGCUCAACCAUAUGCUGACGGACACAGGGAACCGAAAGGCUGCCGACAAGCUCAUCCAGAACCUGGACGCCAACCAUGACGGGCGCAUUAGCUUUGAUGAGUAUUGGACCUUGAUAGGUGGCAUCACCAGGCCCAUCGCCAGCCUCAUCCGUGAGCAGGAGCAGCAGAACAGCAGCUAG